Messenger RNA from Diabrotica balteata, 5220 nucleotides. The record is from the annotation of a GenBank genome assembly. NCBI's taxonomy places the organism in Eukaryota, Metazoa, Arthropoda, Insecta, Coleoptera, Chrysomelidae.
CACACGUCGGCCAUCACGACAGUUUGUGGCAAGCUUGGCCAGCGGGUAUGUGUUAGGUGAGUGAGAGUGGUGUUACUCCGUAUUUUUCACGAUUCUAAUGUGGAUUAUCACUCAAAAGACGCAGAUCCAAGCUAUGAUGGCUUUUAUCUACUAAGAAACCAUAUGUAAAAUGGAAUGUGAUUUGUAUCCGCUGAAGAUUAUAACCAGCUGAUUGGUAGGCCCAGGUCAUUAUUAACCAGAACUAUUUGCGGAGGAAAAAUGGAACGCCCACCCCGAAACGAACCCCCUGUGGAACCAGUGAAUGGAGUGGUCCAGCCGCCAGUCCAUCCACCUCCAGAGAGUCCGGGCCGCGUAACCAAUCAACUUCAGUUUUUACAGAAAACUGUGUUAAAGGCUGUCUGGAAGCACCAAUUCGCUUGGCCCUUCCAGCAACCGGUCGAUGCCAGAAAACUCAACUUGCCCGACUACCAUAGAAUAAUUAAACAGCCAAUGGACCUGGGAACAAUUAAGAAAAGACUAGACAACAAUUACUACUGGUCGGGCAAAGAGUGCAUUCAAGACUUCAACACGAUGUUUACAAACUGCUAUGUCUACAACAAGCCUGGAGAGGAUGUUGUUGUCAUGGCUCAAACGUUAGAAAAGGUAUUUUUGACAAAAGUGGCGGAUAUGCCAAAGGAGGAGUUCGUUGUUGAAUCGCCUAAUAAAGCGGGAGCGGCAAAAGGAAAGAAGGGGCGGACCAGUACAGCGGGCGCUGCCAGUGCACCCCCAACACCAACUACAGCCACCGCUGGUUCGGGAGGCAGGGGUAGGCCUCCCGCCACUGUCUCUUCUACAAGCGCCACUCCAGUUGCUACCACUACAGGAUCUUCAGGGUUGCCUUUAGGCACUCAAGCACCGGCUACAGUACCUGGCAGCACCGCAACUACCACCAUAGCCGCGGCUAGCACCAAUAACAGCUCUCUGUCGAAUCAGCAACUGAACUCUUCUUCCAGUUCCAUUCACGGAAGCGGCUCCAGUUUAGGAAAUUCCUUAGAUUCCAGCAGCGUCAUGCCUGCCAACGUUAUACCUCCGGCACAACCAGCCAAGGUAAAAAAGGGCGUGAAAAGAAAGGCCGAUACUACGACACCUGCUACAGCCUACGAUUAUCCGCCAACUUUGGAGUCGAAGUCCGCAAAGAUAUCGACGCGCCGAGAGUCCGGUAGGCAAAUCAAAAAGCCCACCAGGCCGGAACUGGACGGUCACCCGCCACAACCCCCUCCACUUAAACCAAAAGAAAAACUACCAGAAUCACUGAAAGCCUGCAAUGAAAUCCUCCUAGAAUUAUUUUCUAAGAAACAUUCUAGUUACGCCUGGCCUUUUUAUCAACCCGUAGACGCAGAAUUACUCGGUCUGCACGACUACCACGACAUCAUAAAGAAACCCAUGGAUUUUAGCACCGUAAAAAAUAAAAUGGAGAACCGAGAGUAUCGCACUCCUCAAGACUUUGCCGCCGACGUUAGACUGAUUUUUAGUAAUUGUUACAAGUACAACCCUUCUGACCACGAUGUGGUUGCUAUGGCGAGGAAGUUGCAGGAUGUGUUUGAAGUGAAAUAUGCAAAGAUUCCCGACGAACCUGUCAAUAGGGUAGGAGCCCCUGCCGUUAAUAACAUCCCUACCAAAUCAGAAUCGAGUACAUCCGGUUCCAGCUCAGAUUCUUCUAGCGAUACCGAAGAUUCAGAGGAAGAAAGGCGAAACAAACAACUGAAGCUGCUAGAAAAAGAGUUGACGGCGAUGCAAGAAAAGAUGCGUAAAUUGGUAGACGAGAGCACGCGUAAGAAAAAAGAGAAGAAAAAGGACAAAGUAAAAAAGAAACCGACAUCAGGUGGGUCUCUGGCGAACGCCUCCCUAUCAACUCUACCAAACAGCAGCAGCGCGGGCUUGGGUAAGCCGGGUGCCGGUGGUCACGGGGCUCUAAACAAGUCAAACAACAACAACUCAAUAGCGGCGGACAGCGUUGACGACAGCAUCGCCAGUGUUGUGUCGGGCGCCGAUCUAAAGAUGGCCGAGUCGCACCAUCCGCAAACUGGAACAGGCGCUCACCAUCCGCCGGCAGGCAAGUCCCUGAACAUGCAUCACAACAUGACGGCAAACGCUGGCGCCAACGCUUCCGCACAGGCUAAAACACCUAAAAGUAAAGGACUCCGCGGCAAUAAACCCGCUGCAGCUACCAACGCGGCUCCCAACAAGAGGGUUAAAGCCAACAACAAAGCUGGCGCGGGUAGGAAGAAAAACGCCGCACAACCACCACCGAUGCAGUUCGAUUCUGAGGACGAAGAUAAUGCCAAACCGAUGUCUUAUGACGAAAAACGGCAAUUGUCUUUGGACAUUAAUAAAUUACCAGGUGACAAAUUGGGUAGAGUUGUACAUAUAAUCCAAUCCAGGGAACCGUCGUUGAGGGACUCCAAUCCUGACGAAAUCGAGAUCGAUUUCGAAACGCUGAAACCCUCAACCUUAAGAGAAUUAGAGAGUUACGUUGCGUCGUGUCUUCGCAAAAAGCCACGUAAGCCAUACUAUAAAAAAGUAGCUGGCAAAUCUAAGGACGAACAAAUAGCGGAAAAAAAGCAAGAGUUAGAAAAAAGACUAAUAGAUGUAAACGAUAAAAUCGGCAACUCCAAGAAGGCCCCCAAAAAAGAUGAAGCCAACAAGGUAGAUCCAACGGGCGCGGGAGGUCCCUCAGGCCGCUUAUCCUCUAGCUCCAGCAGUUCGGACUCAGACAGCAGUAGUAGCAGUCUGUCCUCUAGUUCUAGCGACUCCAGUGACAGUGAAGCAGGUGGGACGGCGAACCGACAGGCCAAAAAGAAAGCGAAUAAAAAAUCACCUAAUCCUUCUCUAGGAAGUUCCACCACCACCACCACUACGACUAUAAAAGUACCGCCGCCUCAAACGACGGCAACACCUGCACCACCGUCACAAGCCGCACCAGCUAUCACAACAGCAGCAACUGCUAAUUUAACAACAACUGUCAGCGUACCACCACUUACUACUACAACGACAACGAUAGCUGCACCAAUUCAACCGGCUGCAGUUCCAAACGUCGUAGUUCCCGCGCAAACGACGCCAGUCGCACCCGCCUUCACGCCGAGCAUAACCGUCAAGCCAUCACUCCAGGCCGCCCCUAUCGCCCCAACGGUGCCACCUCUUAUUAAGUCGAUCGAGAAACUGCCUGUUACAACUCACUUACCUCCUACCGUUCCUACGAUAACGCCUCCAACUGUACCUCAAGCUCCUAAGUCGGUAGCGUUACCGACUCCUUCGCCUGAUAAACCUAAACCUAAUAUUAUUUCUCCCAUUGGUACUUUUACCGACCCUAUCGAACAAUCAUUGGCUAGUCUUGAACACGAUAUUAAGCAGAACGAUCCUAUGGACGUUAUAACGGCGUCUACUAUGAUGCAAAUGCCUACUACGUUGAGUAAUCCUGUCGUGUCACAUCCACAUCCUAGCUUAAACUUAAAUCCAACCAUUAACCAUCCUAUUUUACAGCCUAGCACACUUAGUAUGGACUUGAAAGCGCCUAUUAUGGGAACUAUGGCGCCGAGCAAUACCAUGUUACAUCACGGAUUGCAACAAGCGAUGGAAACGGAUAUCACGAUACCUCCACCACCCACCAACAUGUUACAUGGGCAGAACAACGGUUUUGGCAUGAAACACAAUUUUGAUCUGACUACAAAUAACAACGGUCUUUCGUCGAUGGGACUACCGAUGGAAAUGUCGAUAUCGUCAAUGUUCGAUCCGAUUCCGCAAAAUAUUAACAAUCCCAUGAUGAAAAACGAUUCCCAACUCAAGAUGGACGAUCGCAUGGAUACCUUAGGCGGACUUUUGAACGACAAAAAGUCCAAUCCCCUCAUUCAAAAGCCGAUGUCGCAAUCGUUUGGCUUCAAGAACGAUAAACCAGAUCACAAUGUCAAAAACGCUAGUUCCUGGUCGAGCUUGGCCAAAGGAAAAUCACCACAAAACAAUAUUCCGGGCGGCAGCAGUAAGCAGCAAGUUAUGGAUAGUUUUAAGGCAUUCCAAAAUAAAGCUAAAGAAAAGGCCGAUAGAGAGAAACAAAGGCUGGAGAACUUAGAAAUGAAGCGGCAACAGAGGGAACAAGCGGAAAGGGAGAGGUUACGAGCCGAAAACGAAAGGCGAAGGGAACGAGAAGAAGAAGAUGCGCUCGAGAAAGCAAGGAAAGCUGUAGCGGAGCAGCAACAGCCCAUAGCAAGCCAAAGGGUAGAAGAGCUGAGGUCGUCGCCUGGUGAGGGAAGUACGUCGCCAGGUUCCUUAAGUUCGGGUUCCGAAAGGAUAUCGGAGAGAGAAAGGCAGAGGUUACAGGAACAGGAACGGAGAAGAAGAGAAGUGAUGGCCAAUAAGAUAGAUAUGAACAUGCAGAGUGAUCUAAUGGCUGCUUUCGAAGGUUCGUUAUGAACGGUGAUAGUCGCGUGCGUUUGACUGAAUAUUAAAGAUAAUAGUAAAAGAGACUCCACGAGCCAAUUUUUUGUGUAUUUAUGUAUUUAUAUGACAAUUUUAAUAGGUGUUAAAUAAAAUGUUAGACGCUCAAAAAUUUUUGAAAAAUGCUUCCAUUAUAAUGAGUUUCGCUUCGGAUAUAUACCUCUGAUUUCUUUGAGUUGAUCAUUUUUUGUGUUCGUGGCUUGACUCUCGAUUUUAAAUAUUUUUUUAUAUAUAAUAUAUAAGUUGGACAUUUUCAACAUGGUUUGUAUAUAUAACACUAUAAAUUGAUUAUAAAGUUGUACAUAAUGAUGUUGGGUUGAUUAUUGUGUUAGUUUUUACUUUAUUUUCUAUUCCUCCUUGUCAUUGUUUUAUUUUAAAGCAUCUUUUGACUUUAACGGCUACAGGGCGGUCCAAAUAUGCGGCCCAAUCCACUUGCAGAUCAUUUCAAUUAUAAUAUUAAUAUUAUUUUAAAAUAUUUGUACAAAACGAAGAUGAAUGUGUUAAAUUCAAGUGAUCGGCAUUGGAUUGUGCACCUGUGCACACCUUUGAAUUGUUGGCGUCAAUGUUAGGACGACUCUUUCAAAUAACCUUGUCCUACACAUUGAUCUACAGUUGGUAUUUAAAUUAUUAAAGCCACACGGAAAGGAUUUUUUGUCUUAAAACGAUUUUUAAAUGAAUGACAAGGUAAAUUUAUGUUUAUUCAUUAUUGUUCAUAAGUACACUUUAUGAAGUUUAAAAAGAGUAAAGAAAUUG